Molecule: messenger RNA, 4261 nt
Organism: Platichthys flesus (European flounder)
Lineage: Eukaryota; Metazoa; Chordata; Actinopteri; Pleuronectiformes; Pleuronectidae
Gene: antxr2a
Product: ANTXR cell adhesion molecule 2a
Exons: 18
Coding region: 298-1782 (494 amino acids)
Cellular component (GO): membrane
Molecular function (GO): signaling receptor activity
Source: RefSeq, a predicted model, not a curated record
UUUCCCCCCGAACCCUGAACUUUUCCUUCAGCUCAGGGAAGUUUACUUCAGGCUCGGUAAAGUUUACUUCGAAGUUGCCUGGGCUCGUGUCCUUUAGGUCGGUGAAGUGUCCUCAGCUCGUGUCCUCAUCUCGUGUCCUCGCUGUGUCCCCGGUGUCUCCUUGUGUGCUGGAGGCUUGUUGUCCUGACGCCUCAGAGGAUGUGACCGAACCGUGACUCAAGGACCAUGCAGAGCCUUCACGCCUGCUGACGUCAGAGCCGUUCCUCUCGUGCAGCAGUGAACCCGCAGCCGGAGACAAUGUGGCGGAAGCUCUCGGGACAUGUGGCGGCGCUGGGUGAGGUGUUCGACGGCAGGAGUCGGUGGAGGUCCGCGGCGGUGGCCCUGGUCCUCCUGACCCUGCUGGCCGCGUCCUGCCGGGCGGAGGAAGCCUCCUGCCACGGAGCCUACGACCUGUACUUCGUCCUGGACAAGUCUGGAAGCGUCUCCGCCGACUGGAUCGAGAUCUACUCGUUUGUGAAGAACCUCACCGACAGAUUUGUGAGCCCCAGUAUGAGAGUCUCCUUCAUCGUCUUCUCAGCCAGAGCGACCGUCCUGCUGCCGCUGACCGGAGACAGGACGGAGAUCGAACACGGUCUGGAGCGGCUGCGGGCCGUGAAACCAGCCGGUGAAACGUACAUGCACGAGGGAAUCAAAGAGGCCUCGGAGCAGAUUCAGAAACAGUCCAAAAAGUCCUCCAGCAUCAUCUUGGCUCUGACCGACGGGAAACUUGAUGUUUACGUCAACGAGCUCACAGUGAAAGAGGCGGACGAGGCGAGGAAGUACGGCGCCCGUGUUUACUGCGUGGGCAUCAAGGACUUUGACGAGCAGCAGCUCGCCGAUAUCGCCGACACCAAGGACCAAGUGUUUCCUGUCAAAGAUGGCUUCCACGCUCUCAAAGGCAUCGUCAACUCGAUACUGAAGCAGUCGUGCACGGAGAUCCUGAGCGUGGAGCCGUCCAGCGUCUGCGUGAACGAGUCCUUCGACAUCGUCCUCAGAGGAAACGGCUUCAAACUCGGCCGCAGCAGCGAAGGCGUCGUCUGCAGCUUCAUAGUCGGAGAGCAAACCUUCAAUCAUAAGCCGAGUGCAGUGCGGAACGAUUACCUGCUGUGUCCUGCACCGAAGCUCUAUGACGUCGGACAGACCAUGGACGUUCUGAUCAGCCUGAACGACGGCAAAUCCUUCAUCUCCAGCUCCUACAAAAUCACAGCUUCCACGUGUUCGGACGGCUUUGUGGUGGCGAUCGUCUUCCUGGUUCUGCUGGUCCUCGUGGCUCUGGCCCUCAUGUGGUGGUUCUUUCCCCUGUGCUGCACACUGGUCAUCAAAGACCCGCCGCCGCCUCCCCCACCUUCCCGUCCUCCACCACCUGAGCCGGAGCCGCUGCCCAAGUCGAAGUGGCCGACUGUGGACGCCUCCUACUACGGAGGAAGAGGAGCUGGAGGAAUCAAACGCAUGGAGGUGCGUUGGGGGGAGAAGGGCUCGACGGAGGAGGGGGCCCGGCUGGAGAAGGCCAAGAACGCCAUCGUGUCUUUACCGGAGGACGAAGAGGAGCCAGUGGUGAAACGUCCCCCCCCGAAGCCGGCUCCCACCUUACACGCAGAGAAUAAAUGGUACACUCCCGUCAAGGGUCGUCUCGAUGCUUUGUGGGCGUUGUUGAGGCGGCAGUACGACCGCGUGUCCCUCAUGCGUCCCAGCUCCUCAGAGAAGGGUCGCUGUAUUAAUUUCAACCGAGUUCAGCAUCAGUAGAAAACGACUGAGAAGCAACUCGUCUGGUUUCUGUCCACGAGAAGAAGAAGUUUCAGGUUCUUUAUUUUUAUUGUUUUCAUUUUGUAAUUUUUAUUUUUUAAUAAUAUAUAAUCCUGCAGCUAGAACCACUUCCUGUUUCCCCCGCUUCACUUUGUGCACAAAGUUUCUGCUUCUCCGCUCGAAGCUCACACACCGGCUCAAAUGUUCAUUUUGUUAUUCCUUAAGUUAUUUACAACCUUUUCUUUAAACACACGCAAACUUAAAAAAAUAAUGUUGUAAUUUAUUUUAAUAAGGAUGAGCAGGGCGCCCGAGAAGCCGGCGCUCGGCCUCCGUUAGUUUCUCAUCUGCACCGAAGGCUUCUCAUGUUCUGACCAUAUUGAGCCUUCUGUGGAAAACCACAUUUCACGGGCACAGACGGAAGCUAUCUAACCAAAAUAAAUAAAUAAUGAAACCACGGAGGGAAGGGGCUCUCUGCCGUCGGCCAGGAAGAGGGGCUAAUCCCAGUGGGGCCUCACCAGUGCAGAAGUCCACUGCCUCUUGGCAAAUGUCUCCUCGCGACUCCCGUCCAACUCCAGUGGGCUCGGUGCCCGGCGGCCGGCCUCUUGUCAUUUUAACACUGAGAAGUGCACACGCAUGACAAACUGGAGACAGGACGCCCCCAGGUACUGGAAGGCAUCAAGACUUCGCCCUGUAGUUCAGUCUUUUUUUUUGAAGACACCUUCCUUUCAUUAUGCACUCGGGACAAGGAAAUUAAUAGAGCGUUAUUCGACCGCGGGACAGCCUCCUCGCCACCACGAGCCCCGGUUUGAGGGAUUGAUGCCUUGAAGACCUUGACAUGGCGCUUGGUGUUUUCCAGCUCAGUCUGCUCUCUGCUCAGAGAGGCGUAGCACAUCACCGCCCAUAAACAGGCCCAUCACUUAGGACCUCCACGAUAUAGACACAGCCGCCGCCACAGCCGCCGCCACCGCCGCCCGGCCCCGGCGUCUCAAUCCCUCCGAGGGCCCGGGCCGCGUCACAACCCGGUGCUUCUCUCGGCACCGCGAUAUCAAAGUUUAAUUAAAAUAAUUAAAGGCAACAGCGAGCAGCCGCCUGUGAAGCCUCUCUUUUUAUGCCUUUUGACAUUGGAUGACCUAAUACCGCGAGGUUCUCAGGAGAAAGAGGACACGGCGCCGCGGUGACGCCGCGCCUCCUCCGCAACACAAACCAAAAGCAACGGAUGCGAUGGACGGAUAAGUAUUGUUCAUUUCCAGAAAUUAUGUUAACCCACCCCCCCGCCUCCACCCACCCCAAAAAGCAGGAGAUAUAUACUUAUAUAUAUUGUGGAUUUCUCAAGCGCGCUGUCAUGACGCCAAUCCCAGAGGAUGUCAGUGUGUGGGGGGAGGAACGGGGGGGUGGCAGCAGCUGAAGAAAAAGGCUCGAAUGAUCCAGUCACUUCGGAUUCCGGACUUCAGACGCAAAAUGGAUAUUCGAGUCGAAACCUGACAAAGCGCGGCGGCUUUGACGGGAAGCGGUAUAGACAAUGACCAGUGGCUGGGUCAGUGGGAUGUCUCCGUGCAGGCAGGGAAGCUUAUCACAUGACACUAAAAAUAAGUUCAACAACCAUCAAGUUUCAGGGGGAAUGGGCGAGCGGCUGGCGGUCGGCGGGCGAGGCCGGGCGCCGCGCCGCACGCCGCUCUAAUUAUUCCUUUGUUUCCUCCUCGUCCCGAUCGGAGGGACGUAAAUAAACCAGAAUCAAAUCCAGGGGGGGGGUGUGCACUGGUAUUUAUGUCCCACUUCAACAGUUUUAGCUUCUUGCAUAAUUUUUUUCGUCAGCGUUUUUCCGCACGAGGAUGUUUUUGUCGUCUUUGUUACACAACAGGAGCACGAGGAGGUUUUUAACCCGGACUAAUGAGAUAUUUACACAACCGUCACAACACACGUCACAUGUCCCCCAUGUGUCCUCACACACACACAAACACACACCUCACAGGAUUUAAAAUUGUCGAACCCUUUUUUUAUUGUACAUAAAAUAAAUAUUUUUGUUGUAAAUUAAUGUUUUUGAAGAAAAUAUGUAUUUUUCUGUUUAUGCUUUCUUUAUAAAUAAAGUAAUUUUAAGAUAAGUUUACUUUCAUUUUUAAAUAUUUUAACUUUUCAAAUUUUAAAUUCAGCUCUGGGUCGAAAACAAGUUGUUGUUGUGUCUUUAUUUUAUUUUUUGUCCACAUUUCAAAACAGAUUGUAGCUUGAAUGUCGUUCGCCUGUUUCAGUUUCUGCUCAUCGACUGUAAAUUAUCAUUUCAUUGUGUUUAAGAUUGUGUGUUUUUUAUAUUCUCAUAUUCACGAAGCACCUUUGAUUCCAGGUUCAACUCACACGAGCACAAACGUGUGUGAGUUGAAACCAACAAAAAAAAAAAUGCCUUUUUUGUAUUGUCGAGUUUUACACUGUUUUUAUUUUCAGUCGAAUAAACCCUGUUGUGUUAAAUACACAUUGUAGGAGAAAGCGA